This is a messenger RNA of Cimex lectularius (bed bug), 1160 nucleotides long. RefSeq lists its product as uncharacterized. NCBI's taxonomy places the organism in Eukaryota, Metazoa, Arthropoda, Insecta, Hemiptera, Cimicidae. The transcript has 6 exons. The record is from RefSeq and is a predicted model, not a curated record. The coding region runs from base 385 to 1131 and encodes 248 amino acids.
ACUGCAAACAGUGCAACCUUCUUGUUGAUUUUUGAAGAACCCUUUGAACAGUAUAUUUUAAUUUUCUUUCUUUUUUUAAGAAGAUAGAAUUUCCUUUGAAUAUUUAAUAUGUCAGUAAUUCGACGGAUCGCAAAAUUGCACAAACGAAAAGAAAACAACAGCUAAAAUACAAGAAAGGGUUUGUACGAUCUUAAGGACACGAUACCGCUUAGUGUUUAUGGCCCAUAGAUACUCGGUUUAUCUGACAGUUUGUCCAGACUGGAAGAAGUAACGGAGUUUGUGAAGCAUCACCUCAGUUUUUUCAGUCAGUUUCUUCAUUUUGAGGGCUCUCAUGCUCAGUUUGGUGUAGCCACAGGUGUGAUUUUAACACCAAACACAAUUUUAAUGGAAAAUAAAGCAUCCUUAGAAAGUGAUGAGAUUGAAAUUGUUGAUGUGGUAGAAAAACCUCUGACGAACGUACUUCUACAGCUCAACUUCUACAAGAAUUUAGAACAGUUCAGCCACCAGGUUCCAUUUGAAAAGGAAAAAUUUGUUGAGUUUGUAAAGGCCAACUUUACAUGUUAUUACGAUGACAGGUUGAUAAACACUGUCUGGAACAAGCUUCACCAGUCCUGCAAGCAACCGUUUGACCCAGCCGAUGAACCGAUAUGCCUAAGCAGUGAUGAGGAAAGCUCUGAAGGAAAGCGGCCAAAAAUAGACAAUAGGAGCAUUAAUGAUUCUAAGGAAGAAGUAGGUACACCUAGGAGGAAAGAAAAGUCGUCUCCUAAGAGAAGCGAACCAGGAAAAAAUGGGACAAAAAAUAAUUAUUUAUCUGUUAAAAAUAUUUCACUUCUCAUCGAUUCGCAAGUAGCUGGUAAUAAAGGUAAUCUUGGUAAUAAAGGUAAAACGGCUAAAAGAAAAUCCAGUCAAACCAGUACUAAGAAAUGUACAGAAAAGAGUAAAAGCCAACCGAAAAACAAAUCCAAAAUGACGGACACGCCGAAGCGAACAAACAAUAAAAUUGAACCUGAAGAAUUGCGGAGGAAGCUGUUAAUUGAUAAACUCAUUGAAGUGACACUUCUGACAUCAAAGGAAAAAAGAAAGAAAAAGAAAGAUACUGUUAGCCCCAAUUGUAAAAAUAAACUUAUUUAACAUAAAUAUAUUCGCUAUUAUUGUACCAA